Molecule: messenger RNA, 4344 nt
Organism: Bursaphelenchus xylophilus (pine wood nematode)
Lineage: Eukaryota; Metazoa; Nematoda; Chromadorea; Rhabditida; Aphelenchoididae
Source: the annotation of a GenBank genome assembly
AUGUGGUGCAACUUUUUCCAAAGCCGUCAAAACGCCGUCCUCUUCGAUGGCGGCUUGAGAAUUGAAUCUCCAGGAAGAGUACUCUACAAAAAUAAGGUAAGUUCUGUAAUCGUAUCUAGUGACCUUUUGUCAUCAACUUUCAAGUGUGAGAUUGGCCAAUAGCCCUAUAAAUUUGUGAUGUUUUCAGUGGCUAAACCGCUAUGUUGUCUGCCAACGAAGGAAUGGAGCGGAAGCCCCGUUAAUUGGGCUGUUCAAAAAUGACAAAACAAGGGAAAAAGGGCAGCAUCUGGAGCUGUUUUACAUGCAGAAUUACAUUGGAUAUGAGUAUGGUAAGCGGCGAUUUUUGGGUUCUUUAUAAUGACUAAACAUUUUUGAGUCAGAUUGCAAGUCAAAAGUUAUAAAAUUGGUUUCAAAAUGGAGCUCUUUGGGCACGUUUUGAUGUCAUGUUCCCUAUAGUAUCAGUCGCCGCAAAAAGUCUUUGGAAUUUUCUGCGACUCUGCACUGUGCGCGAACCCGAAAACACAUUUUGCACCGUGCAUCCGGCCCAAAAAGUGCUUUUGCAUUGUGGAAUUUUGUUGAUUUUGCCUUAUUGUCGCGCGCGAUUCCCACUUUUCUCAGCGACAAAUCGACAUUUCGGAGUGCGACGGGAUUUGGGGGCCGCGAAAAAUUCCAAAGACUUUUUGCGCCGACUAGUAUAUUAUGCAUGAGUGUAGCAAUAACUUUUUAGCAACCAAAAUAAAAUUUAUUUUUAAAAUACGAAUAGCUUACCAUUGUGUUAAUAAAACACAGUUUUUUUUCAUCCAUCAACCAUCAUUUUACAGGUUUCAAAGCUGGCCGGACCACCAAAACAUUAGCUCUAAUUAUGGAGAACAGAAUCCUCGUCCUCUCGUUUUGGACAGGAGAAUGCAUGGUGUUGUGGAAGGAGUGGCUUCGAGAUAUUUGUGGGAGAAGUAGGUUGAAUACUUUGUCUCAGUGCCCUUACAAUCUUAGGCUUCAUCUUCUGCAUGCAUGUCAAUCACAUGUCGAGGACGGCGACGCUGCAAUUGGUGGGGAAUGAAGUGAGAAUUCAUUUAACGGUAAGAGUUGUUUAAAGGCUUAAUUUUUUUGGCUUUUAUCUCUGGCGUGUACAUAUCGAUGUAAAGCUUAGAGUAGACAAAGAACAUGUUUGCCCAUACCCAAUUUGUCAUAAAUAUUAGGUCUAAAAGUAUGACUAGGCCGUUUUUUUUGUCUUGCAUUUUUUACAGGUUGGAAUAUAAUCUUGCAAUUUCUGUUUAUAUGCUAUGAAACAACGUUGAAAACGCUAUCUAAUGAUAUACGUUUUGUACAGUAAGGCCUUAUAUAACGGUUUUUAUAAAGCUUCAAAGAUAACCAACUUCAUCUUAAGAAAAGGUGACUUGCGGGAAACUUUAUUCUGUACGUGUAAUGUCAGGAAAAAUGCCGAUAACGCAUCGAACGUUUCCAGAAGCUUGCGUUAGUCGUGCCUUGUGUGGAAAAAGCCUAAUAAUUUACGUUUUCAGAAGACAAUGCUGACAGUUGUCCAAGGUUCUCCUCCCCUGCAGAUCGUCUGCCUCUCGCUCCGUUCCCUCGGCAAAGUUGAAUGUUCUGAAGGCGAGCUCUCUUUCGAGGCUUCAGUUCGCACCUGGCUGAAGCCCCAUUCUUUUUCCUUUUCCGGCGAUCACACAGCUCAAAUUCAUCGUACCCUAAGGCUAUUGCUGAAGCCCGAUCAAUUCGUAAAUCCCAUUCCGAACCCCUCGGACUCCAUUCACACAAACGUCAGCGUUCUUCAAGCCCAUCCCUCUCAUAUGCAUUUGACUCAUGGGAAUGGCCAUUCAAGCAGGCCUAGGCCCGCUGAUUUUAUCACAAACUCCAUGCCAAUGCUGGCACAAUUGCCUCGGAGCAAUACGCCGACAAUCGCCACUACGCCGGCUCAGACAUUGCCACUGCCGCCGCGGAGAAAUUACGCCACAGAUCGAGCGGGAAGUCUGAUCCAUCAUUAUGUAAAUACCGGGCCUACAGGUAAGUCGCAGUAGGAAUAGAAAGCAGAUCAUUAGUAAUAACAAAUGCCUAAUUGUUACUGGUAAUCUCAGAGUCUUUGUAGAGCUGACCGCCGAAGAGAUCGCCGCCCAACAACAAGCCCAGUGUAAGUCCGGGGGUUUAUGCCGUUUUCUUUACCUUCCUCUUUAUUUGUAGCCCAAAGUCUAACCUCGCUAAUGCAACAAACCUCCAUGGCUAGUGCGCUUACGACCAUGCCAAGGUGGGCGGAUCUUUUUUGUUUUCUUUUGGAGCUAUUAUAAUUUUCAAAUUUUUGAGGGGUCCUUGAGGAAAUUGAAUUUUUAAGUUUUGACCCAAAGAAACUUAUCGUACUUUACUCCAGCUUUUCAGCGAGUUCGAGACCUUUGACGACGCGGACCGUCAGUAUUUCAACGUGCACCCGAUGGACCCGUCAGGCCUACUGACCAGCAUGAGCAACAACGGGUCCGCGGGUCGGACUGGCUCCAUCCAAUCCAUCCAUCCCUCUCUCAACUUUGUCCAUCGGCGCCAGAACAGUCAGACACCCUCGGGGCAUGCGGUGCAGCCCGUGAUUAGGGUGAGUUUGGGGUCUGUGGUCCAAAAAAUGGAAACUUUUUUCCAUGGGUCCUGCCGCGAAAACCUUGAGGUGUAGCCACAUAACUUUUCCACCAUUAAAUUCCCCGUAGUUUUCUGCCCUAGGUGAUUUAUUUUCAUGGCCAUAUCGCUUGGUUAACAUGUUUGUUUUGAGUGUAAAACAGAGGGACCUCGAUUUCCGACCUAUUACUUUUGUUUUGCAAAUCUUUUACUCUACGGACUUUAUGGACAAAAAAAAAUUAAUUUUUCCUCUGAUUCCAGGAGGACGAGCAAGAUCACGCCGAUCAUUCCUCAUUUUCCAACGAGGAGAGUCAACUGUCCCAUGAGAAAGUCUACGCCACAGCGGAGACUGUUCAGACCUCCAUUUCUCAGGAGAAUUUAGUGUCAACGAGUAUGUUUAUGCCUCCAAAAACGAGCAACACACCGGCUGCCAAUACUAUGGGGCUGGUCCGACCGAAUGUAAAUAUCCCACUGCUCGGGCGAACAGUUGAUACUCCGGUUCGAAGAUCGUUGAAAAAGAAACUUUUGGAUGCAGUUUCUGGAUCGUUUGAGGUGAGAAAACGUUUUUUAAAUGAUAUAAAAAUCAUCCAGAAUUCGCUUAAUUCAUCCCAAUUAUUCAGCAAUACGACGGCGACAACACAACCAAAGGCUACGCCGAUGAGGACAGCGAGACUUUUGCUCGUGUUUUUGACGCCAUCCCCACCUCCGACACCUCUCCCAACUCCACAACCCACCAUCGACGCUUUGAUCAUUCCGUCUCCUCAUCCACGAGAUUGGAAACAGCUGUUCAACGACAGCGAGAGAAGAUGAAAGAGAAGGAGAAGAGACGGUCCGUGACCUCGGUCAGCUCCACCGACACUUCCUCGGGCUCGGCGUACCAAACAGUCCCGGUGAAAAUGCCCAAGCCUCACAAAACAGUCGCCUAUUCAGUGUAAGUUCAGGGUAAAAUACGUAGCUUUUAUAUUUGGAUACUGCUAUAAAAAAGAUUUUUUUAGAACACCAACAGAGUCCAUCAACACGCUGAUUACGAAUACAGUCUCGGACGACCGGACCUCCUUCAAUACAGCCAUUUACACGGGGAGUGCCUAUCAAGGAAGUGUCAUUGGGGGAUACGAAAAAAGCACUGCUACUCUUCCUGUAAGUCACUGCCAAGGAAAAUACUAUCAAGCCAUUGUGUAAUCAGGACAAUACAGUCAAAAAAUAUCUCCUAUAUACAGAUUAGUCGCAUUUAGACGCUAAUUUCUGGCCUCCAAAUAUGAGGACAUUUACGACUAUCUUUUGAAACUUUCCAACACUUUUUCGCUUUUUUUAAUGAUAAAAAAGCUUUCAAAAAUACAGGAUCUUAUUCUUCAGGAAGUGGAAGAGAACUCGCGCACCGAUUCCGUCCAAUCCAAGCGUUCCUCCCCUCCCCAUUCGCGCGGAAUCUCCACCGUCUCUUUGCCAGUCCAACACCAACUUUUAAUCCAAUCUUCUUUGCCUCGAAUUCAAUCCCAAUUCAUCGAAGAAGAUGACCUCGGUUCUCAGAUGUCCAUCCAAUCCGAGCUCAACGAUCGGAUUGUCUUCGAAAGAGGCCGAACCCGCGCCUCGGGCCGAUCUGCCAACAAGAACAGAUCGGCCGACCACAGAGAACAAAAACAGCCGGCAUCGUCGCUGAACUACGUCUCCAUCGAUCCCUCCUCGACAGCAGCGUGGCUGGAGAAAUACAAAAGAGAGCAAGCCAAAUUAAAGCACCAGAAAUAA